GCUCGUGACGUCAUCAUGCGGCGCGUGAGGAACUGGCGCUAGCGUGCGCUGGUUCGCGGCGUGGACUCAUGGCGGGUUCUGCUGCUCUGGACGUGUCCCGAAAUGGUUUGGUGGUGAGAGGUGGCAGCCGAUUUCUGGUGACAGGUACAGACUGCAGUGAUGAUGACAGCUUCUUUAUAUAUGACUGCAGCAAGGCAGAAAAGAAGCCCCAAGAGGAUAAAAGUGAGGAAGGACAGACCAUGUACAGAGGAAGUGAUAACAUCUUGGCCUCCACCUUCUCAAGAUCUGGCAACUAUUUUGCUUUGACUGAUGACAAUAAACGUCUGAUUCUUUUUUCUACAAAACCUUGGAAAUGUCUGAGUAUCAGGACAGUGGUGAGAAGAUGUACUUCUCUGACAUUUACAUCUACAGAUGAGAAGAUUUUGGUGGCGGACAAGUCUGGAGAUGUAUAUUCAUUUUCUGUAUUGGCGCCACAUCAGGAUGGAAAACUUGAACUUGGACACCUUUCUAUGUUGUUGGAUGUGGCCAUGAGUCCUGAUGACCGUUAUAUUCUCACAGCUGACAGAGAUGAGAAAAUCCGUGUUAGUUUAUUUGCAGCACCACACAACAUCGAAUCUUUCUGCUUGGGUCAUACCGAGUUUGUGAGCAGAAUAUUUGUGGUACCAAAUUAUCCGGACCUGUUAUUAUCUACCUCAGGGGACUGUACUCUGAGACUCUGGGAAUACAAAAUAGGAAAAGAAUUGCACUGCUGUCAUCUUAAUAGAUUGAAAAAUCCUGAGGCAACCCCAUGUGAGAAGGUAUUUGCAGUGUCAAGGAUAACCUACUGUUGCCAAGAAAACUGCGUUGCUAUUUUGUGUGACUGUAUUCCUGUGAUCUACAUCUUCCAACUUGACCACACGAAGAAGCAGCUGACUUACACACAACAACUGACCUUCAGUCACAGAGUGUGGGACGCUGCUUUCGAGGAGACCCGAGGCCUGUGGGUUUUACAAGAGUGCAAAGAAAUGCCGAUUUUGCUCUAUCGCCUUGAGAAUGGGCAGUGGCAGCCUGUUUCCAAAAAUGAAGUGUUAAAGAAAAUCUCCGAUAACCUACAGGAGAACUGGACUAUGGUGGAAGGUGGGUCCCCUGGCAUGGAUGGCAGCUUUAGCAGUCUCUACAAGACCACAUUUGAUAACAUGAGUAAUUAUUUGAAGAAAAAAGAAGAAAGAGUACAGCAGCAAUUGGAGAAAAAGAAGAGAAGGAAGAAUCCUUGACUUCGUCUUCAGUGGCAAACAAAAAAAAAGAGAGGCACCCAUGUGACAAAUAUUCACCUACUCGUCUGAAGGGCAUAGGAUCAUAGAUUUAAAACUUGAGGUACCUUAGAGAUCCUCAUCUAUUCCAUCCUUAUGACAAACAAGUCAGAGAAGUUUUGACUUAGUUCACCCAUGUAGAAAGUGAUAGUUGAGAUUUGAGUACCAGUUCUGUCUCCAAAUUCAGGACCUGGCAAAAAUUUAGUGGGCAAAAAUCAAUUAUAUUUUGACUUACUCUUUUUCCUCCAUUAAAAAAAAAUGGUGGAGUUUCAAGUAGAAGCCAUAAUUUCUCUUCCUCAUGACAUUUCUGAGUUCUUCUAAGCUUUCUCCUGUUUGUCUAUCCCUGCUACUGCUGCUGCUUUCCUCCCUUCUGAUAUAUUCUUCAACACAAACGUUUCCACCUCGGGUAGCCAGAGGGCUGCCUAAGCUCAUUUCUCAUCAUUCCUAAUCAUAUUCUGCUGAUAGUUAAAUAGAAAUAUUCACAAACUGAAUUUUCUAGUGACCCAAUCAGGGCCACAACAUAUUUUCUUUCCCAAUUAACAUACUUGACCAAUGUAGACAAGAGUAUUUAAUAAAAAAUUUCCUAUCAUAAGCUACAAA
Molecule: messenger RNA, 1889 nt
Organism: Monodelphis domestica (gray short-tailed opossum)
Lineage: Eukaryota; Metazoa; Chordata; Mammalia; Didelphimorphia; Didelphidae
Gene: WDR4
Product: WDR4 tRNA N7-guanosine methyltransferase non-catalytic subunit
Biological process (GO): tRNA modification; RNA (guanine-N7)-methylation
Cellular component (GO): tRNA methyltransferase complex; cytosol; nucleus
Molecular function (GO): protein binding
Source: RefSeq, a predicted model, not a curated record